Acomys russatus (golden spiny mouse) is the source of this 1421-nucleotide messenger RNA. RefSeq names its product distal-less homeobox 2 (gene Dlx2). Bases 324 to 1334 code for a protein of 336 amino acids. Gene Ontology annotation, molecular function: DNA-binding transcription factor activity, RNA polymerase II-specific; RNA polymerase II cis-regulatory region sequence-specific DNA binding. Gene Ontology annotation, biological process: embryo development; cell differentiation; negative regulation of transcription by RNA polymerase II. The record is from RefSeq and is a predicted model, not a curated record. The transcript is spliced from 3 exons. NCBI's taxonomy places the organism in Eukaryota, Metazoa, Chordata, Mammalia, Rodentia, Muridae.
UGCUCCCGCCUCCUGGAGCCCCUAUCGGGCCCGGCCGCUCCUGCCCCCUCCAUUGCCCGCCCCCCGCCCGAGCCGGGCCAGGAGCCCAGAGGUCCAAGAGGCCGGGGAAGGAUGCGGCCAGCAGCUGCGGUCCCGAGCCACGCAUGGUGAUCGCCUCCUCCAAAGGAGGAGGUGCCUAGACCGUUGCCUCAUUUCUUGUUUUCCUCUCCCUCCCCCCUCCCCGUAAUUACAUUGGCUGCUGGAAGGGACCUGAAGAGACAGAGGAGGCGCCUCGCAUCCCCCCUCUCGCCCGCCACCCGUGCUCUUUUCUGUCCCGGGUCAGGAUGACUGGAGUCUUUGACAGUCUGGUGGCUGAUAUGCAUUCGACCCAGAUCACCGCCUCCAGCACGUACCACCAACACCAGCAGCCCCCGAGCGGUGCGGGCGCCGGCCCUGGAGGUAGCAGCAACGGCGGCAGCAGUAACAGCAGCCUGCACAAGCCCCAGGAGUCGCCAACCCUCCCGGUGUCCACAGCUACCGACAGCAGCUACUACACUAACCAGCAGCACCCGGCGGGCGGCGGCGGCGGCGGCGGCGGCGGGGGGGCCUCGCCCUACGCACACAUGGGCUCCUACCAGUACCACGCCAGCGGCCUCAACAACGUCUCCUACUCCGCCAAAAGCAGCUACGACUUGGGCUACACCGCCGCCUACACCUCCUAUGCGCCCUACGGAACCAGUUCGUCCCCGGUCAACAACGAACCUGACAAGGAAGACCUCGAACCUGAAAUCCGAAUAGUGAACGGGAAGCCAAAGAAAGUCCGUAAACCACGUACCAUCUACUCCAGUUUCCAGCUGGCGGCCCUUCAGCGUCGCUUCCAGAAGACCCAGUAUCUGGCACUGCCAGAGAGAGCCGAGCUGGCAGCAUCCCUGGGCCUCACCCAGACUCAGGUCAAAAUCUGGUUCCAGAACCGCCGAUCCAAGUUCAAGAAGAUGUGGAAAAGCGGUGAGAUUCCCACAGAGCAGCACCCCGGAGCCAGCGCUUCCCCACCUUGUGCCUCCCCGCCGGUCUCGGCGCCAGCCUCCUGGGACUUCGGCGCGCCGCAGAGGAUGGCGGCCGGCGGUCCGGGCAGCGGAGGCAGCGGCGCGGGCAGCUCUGGCUCCAGCCCGAGCAGCGCCGCCUCGGCUUUUCUGGGAAACUACCCGUGGUACCACCAAGCUUCGGGCUCCGCUUCACACCUGCAGGCCACGGCGCCACUUCUGCACCCCUCGCAGACUCCGCAGGCACACCACCACCACCACCAUCACCACCACGCAGGCGGGGGCGCCCCGGUGAGCGCGGGGACGAUUUUUUAACCGUCCCCAAGGGACGGCGGUCAGAGACUUGAGAACUGGGGCACCAGGUUCUUCAGCACGUGCCCCGUAGCAAACGGCAGCAUCCUA